UCCGCAUGCGCAGUGGUUUAAAAGAUCAAUCCUUCAACAAAAAUUUCUCCUAGAAUGAGGAACAAAAUAUCGUAGAGUUCGGGACGAAAAACCGCCGGAAUUCCCGACUUCUGCAGCUCAGAGGGAACCGAGUUUAGUUCUGUGUGGAGUGAAUGAGUCGUCUGUUUUUGAUGUGAGGUUUUUAGGCGGGAAAAAGGGGAACAAGACAUGUCUCUUGUGACAGUGCAGCGCUCGCCCACCCCCAGUAACAGCGGCUCCAGCAGCGGAUCUGUGGAAGAUGCUGAUGAUGAGUCAGAGGAGAAGAGACUGAAGCGCACCCACAGUUUGUGUGAGAGUUACGUGGCCAUUAAGGACUGUGUACUAAUACUACCACAGAGCGACAAUGUCCAACGCCCGGCCAGGUCCACUAAAGGAGGAGACUUACAGAACCACCUCCAGUCCAUGUUCUACUUACUUCGGCCUCAGGACACCAUCAAACUGGCAGUUAAGCUGGAGAGCGCGUACCCUGACCGUAUCCGGUACAUGGCGAUCGUGUCGUGUUUCGGGCGCGAGGACACGGAGGAGAGCAUCAUCCUGGGGAUCGACUUUCAGGACCGGAGCGCCGAGGCGUCCGUUGGCCUCGUGCUGCCGAUCUGGAGCAACACCAAGGUUGUGCUGGACGGGGAUGGAGGGUUCAGUGUGAGCAGCCAUGGACGGUACUUCAUCUUCAAACCUGUGUCUGUGCAGGCCAUGUGGUCUGCCCUUCAGAGUCUCCACAAGGUGGCCGCCAUCGCGCGAGAGUACAACUACUUUGACGGCAGCAUCUUCCUGACCUGGACCGGUUACUAUAGCAACCGCAUCUCCUCCAACCAAUCGUGUGUGAAGGAGUGGCACAUCCUGGACGACCUCAUGUGUCAUCGGCCUGAGUCUCCCUCAUUAUAUGGAGACAGACCAACAGAAAAAGUGCUGACGGAGCGAAACAUCCGCAAGUUCCUCAAGAUGGUGAUGAUGCAGGUUGACCUGGAGAACGUCACUAGUAAACAGGUCCGUCAGCAAGUUGAGAAGAAGAUGAACACCAACCUGCACGACUUCAGAGGUUACAUUGACCAGGAGAUGAUCAUCAUUCUGGGACAGAUGGACGCUGCUUCAGAGAUCUUCGAACACCUUUACCUGGGUUCAGAGUGGAAUGCAUCAAACCUGGAAGAGUUACAGCAAAAUGGUGUUGGAUACAUCCUAAACGUCACACGAGAAAUUGAUAACUUCUACCCAGGCAUGUUUGACUACUGCAACGUGCGUGUUUACGAUGAGGAGGACUCAGAACUACUCAGCCACUGGAACCGCACAUACGAGUACAUCGAGAAGGCAAAGAGGAUGGGGUCCAAAUGUCUGGUCCACUGUAAGAUGGGUGUCAGCAGGUCUGCAUCGACGGUGAUUGCCUACGCCAUGAAGGAGUACAACAUGACCAUGCAGGAUGCCUACAACUACGUCAAGAGCAUCCGCAGCUGCAUCAAGCCCAACUCAGCCUUCAUGCAACAGCUGGAGGAAUACCAGGGCAUCCUGGAUGCCAGCAACCAGAGGCACAACAAGUUGUGGCGCCAGCCGACCCAGGAGCAGCCAACCAGCGCUACUACAGAAGGCGACAAGAGCGACCACACCGACACUGAAUCUGUAGACUCUGUAGAACUGGAGGUGUUCACCACCUCCACUCCCAAAAUGGACCAGUCCGCUGACCCCCAGGUCGCCAGGGAGAUGGAGGUCAGCAGCAUGGCCAACCUUGAGAACAUCGAGGGCAGCGGUUCCGAGGAGGAGGAAGGUCGCGAGGGGUCAGGUGAGGAGGACGCUGGGUCGUCCAGUGACCUUGACGUGACGCUAGAAGUCACGAGUGAGGAAACACACUCUGCAGCAGAGAAGGAGAACCCGGCCAACGGUAGAACUGCUGAGGUCGCGACCUUGAGAACUGCUGAGGUCGCGACCUUGGAGCCAGGGGAGGGGGAGGAACAGAAGCCGUCAAGGUCAGACAGCGAAGCUGAAGAAGACGAUGAUACAGUUCCGUCCUACAAAGUCGACUUUUUUAGCCUGAUGGAAAAAUUCAACCGGCCCACGAGUCCUCGCAGAGAGUCGCGUAGAAAGUCGUUUUCGUCACUGGGAAGGAAGGGCAGCCAGAGGUCAUGGUCGGAGAACGACCGGCUUUCGCAGACGUGCCCCGAGCUGGUCUCGGUCACGCCGGUGAAAACGAAGGUACAGCCGCCGCAGCGCGCUGACCCCGCACCAGACAUGGCAGAGGGGUUAGAAUGUAGGGAGGACAAAGGUCAAGGUUCACAGGUGGAAGGUCAGGUCACGGCUGGCGUGGUGGUGGCUGCUAAUGUGGUGGUGGGUUCGGCAGGCUUGGUGGAGGGGCAGGUGGCAGGGGAGGCUGCAGCUGGUCACGCAGGUGCUUCAGGUGGCCCCGCAGCUGCAGCUGGUCAGCAGGUGGACUCGGGGGAGCAGGCUGGGAUUGAAGAGUAUCAACGGAGCCUAAGCCAGCCUCCCAAAGCCAGUGCGGAGGCUCACGUCCUUGACUUUGACCCCAAGGUCAUGUCGGUGAGGGAGAUCGUGUCGGGUUUCGAGUUGCAGACGGGUGGGGCCGUUACCACGGAGAUCUCCACGACGACGGCGCCGGCCACGCCCGCUGCCGGGAGGAAGGUGCGCCCCACAUCCAUGCCAAAGGACGACCACAGCUGGAUACGAGACAUUGUGCAGUGGUGCUCCGAGAUGAAGGGGGACCCGUCGCUGGGCUCCGACCGGCCGCGAGCGUUUUCGGAGUCGCCGGCCCUGGCAGUUUCCGAGGAGACGACCCGGCGGAAGAGCGAAUGGCGGCAGAGCUGCGAGGACCUGAAGAACUCCCGCAGCUACAGCGACCCCGACGUCCGGACUCCCAGGAACGUCGCGUUUCCUGAUGCCGAGGACAAUCACCAUGGGAUGGAGCAACAAAGGGAGAAAGUGUCCAGCUUGAGGACGAAAUCCGACCCCAAGAGUUCAGCUUCUGCAUCGUCAUCUGCAGAAAGGCCUUUGUUAAGAGUAGAAAACGUCUCAGGAACGAGUGUUGGUCCGGCGAAACAGCCUUCAGCAACCCAGCAGGACUUGGCCAAAACAACAGGGCCAGCGCAAACAACUGUAUUGGAGCCCGCAGGUGAUCAACAGUCCUCUAGCCUGGCGUGGAAACCAGGAGUUGUCAAACAACAGAAGCAGCAGAUUGAGAGAAGAUUCGGCGCAGGCUCGUGGUCGGAAGGGCAAGAAUCAUCUUCAUCAGGUCCGGAGAGCAAAGCUGCAGAGCAAGGAGCCAACAAGCAGGAAGAGUUGGACCGGCCUGAAAACAAAACCAACGAUCUGGUUGCCAAAUCCUCCGAGGUGUUACCAAGAAACCUGCCAACAAGGCCGGUCACAAUUCUGGAGACGUCCGACCCGCCAACGGCCAGGCCGACUUCCUUACCAGUUGGAAAAGAAGAGGAGUCUUCCAGGGAUGAGAACGUCAUGCUACAGUCGGGGAUCGUCAAGAAACACAAGGACGGCUUCGAGCAGAGGUGGAGGCUAUCGGUGGGGUCCAACUACGAGGAGCUAGCAUCAUCCAUGGAAACGUCCGGGACUACAGUGGAGAAAUCUUUACCGUUAGUAGAAGACAAAGGUCCGCUCGCGUCGGCGUACCCUGCAGAGAAUAUACCAUGGUUCGUUGGGGCGGUGAAGCAACAGAAAGGCGUCAUAGAAACACGUAAGGUGGUCACGCCCACCGAGCCUAGACCGGACUCUGUCGAUGGCGCGCCGUUUGCCCCAAGCACUCCUACAGCAGAAGAACUAUCCUCUAGUUCGGAGGAGGGGAUUGUGAAGAAACGAACGCGGGAACUGGAAGCUUUAAGUAGCAGCGACGUGUCAAACACGAUGAAGAAGUCGGCCUCCGCGACGGGACUUUCCGACAGAGUCACCACACUUAAAGACGCAGACGACUCGAGACGGUCGUCGACGCAAAGUCUUGAAGACUUCCAGGCCUUCUCUACGCGGUCCGAGUCCGCUCCCGAGAACUUGCGCUACUGCGUGUCUGAGAAAAGUUCCCCGGUUGGUUCCCCAACGAAAAGCGACGGGGGCGCCGCAGAAGACGUGAGCGUUCGCGUGCUCGUCAGCAUUUUCGACAAGUCCAAAGAGGCCGAGGACGCGACAAAGACCUUGGAACGCCAGCACGCGGAAGUCGAGCGGUCAAAAUCGUUCUCCGAAGGCCAAACAGAACAAAACAGCUCAGAGAAGGAAAACCACCAGUUCCAGACAGCCAAACCCCUGGUUAGGACUCGUCCCAGGUUGGGCGCUGACUCCAACCCUCCUGUAGUCUUAUCUAACAGGAAAACCCGUCAGUACAGUCGUAACCACCCCGUCAGCAGAUUGCGAAAAGACAGGAAACAGCGGAGCACAAAUCCCUUCUACAACACGAUGUGAACUCAAAUACUGGCUGCGAAAAGUUUGCUCAUAUUUUAUUUGAUAAUUAUUUCACUGAAAACUGCCGGCGCCAGCUUACAGACUGCAAUUUUAUUCGCUCUUGAGUUUCAAAUUUUGGCUGAGCUGCUUUGAUUUUUAAAAACACUAGAAUUCUACUACAGCAAUGGUUACUUUCUCACUUUAGGUUAUGACCACAUCCCCAGAUGCAAUUAUAAGGAUGUCUUGAUAGCGAUGUUCACUUGUUGCAGCACAGCACACCAGAUAUUGUUCUCAUAUGCUUUUCUUCUCUUUUUGUGCUGAAUGCCUAGGCCAAACUUCUCUUAACCCAGUGAAAUGUUCAGCUACAGCCCUAUAGAAGUGAGAGCAAUAGCUAGUCUUGUUUCUGUUGUUGCAGAGAAAAUCCUGGGGUCUUCCAUUCUAAGUUUGAAUGAUUUAAAAUUAUCCCAGGACUUAAACUUUUCCCAACUUCUUGGAGACUAAGAGAGUCCACUAAGAUAUUAUACAGGUAUCUACAAUGUACAACUAAUGUCUUAGACUUAAAAAUGCACAGGUAGCAGCACAGGCACAGUGAACUGUGCUUUUUAGAGUUCUUAGAAAGUCUUACUUCUAAUUUUAAAGAUGGAUCUUUUGUCACUUUAUUGCUGGAUAGGAAGAAUGUUGUAAUUUUACUGUAAGAUGCCCAAGUUGUGUAGCUGUGAUGUUUGACGGACGAAUCUUGUUGAGUUCUCAUCUGAGAUGACCAGAGGUUUGCGAGUAGGUCGUAGGUAACUCAGAUGGAAAGAUUACAUGUGGAACAUGUGUAGAGUAUGUGUGGAAUUUCGAACUUGUGUGUAUACAAUGUAUGUGCAGCUUGUAUGUGUGUACCAUCUGUGUAGCAAGUGUGCACAAUUAAUGUGUGGACCACGUGUGUAACAUACAUGGGAGCAUGUGUGUAGCAAGUGUGGACUAUGCAUGGACC
Molecule: messenger RNA, 5395 nt
Organism: Branchiostoma belcheri (Belcher's lancelet)
Lineage: Eukaryota; Metazoa; Chordata; Leptocardii; Amphioxiformes; Branchiostomatidae
Product: protein phosphatase Slingshot homolog 1-like
Exons: 17
Coding region: 208-4437 (1409 amino acids)
Biological process (GO): protein dephosphorylation; actin cytoskeleton organization; negative regulation of actin filament polymerization
Cellular component (GO): cytoplasm
Molecular function (GO): actin binding; protein tyrosine/serine/threonine phosphatase activity
Source: RefSeq, a predicted model, not a curated record